Molecule: messenger RNA, 2754 nt
Organism: Siniperca chuatsi (mandarin fish)
Lineage: Eukaryota; Metazoa; Chordata; Actinopteri; Centrarchiformes; Sinipercidae
Gene: sec23a
Product: Sec23 homolog A, coat complex II component
Exons: 21
Coding region: 190-2484 (764 amino acids)
Biological process (GO): intracellular protein transport; endoplasmic reticulum to Golgi vesicle-mediated transport; COPII-coated vesicle budding
Cellular component (GO): endoplasmic reticulum exit site; COPII vesicle coat
Molecular function (GO): GTPase activator activity; zinc ion binding
Source: RefSeq, a predicted model, not a curated record
CUCUGCAGGAAUGCGGCUCCCGGAUGUUGCGCAGAGUGAGACCUCCGCGUGUUUCUGCGCUCUGCGUCCUGACGUGGCGCCGGCCGCCGCCAUGUUGUUUUGCUUCGUUGUCAGCGGAGAGGAGCAGCAGCGGCAGCAGAGCGGCGCUUUUACCUGACAGUGUGUCCGACCCCGUCUCCCUGCGUUGCCAUGGCGACCUUCCCAGAAUACAUUGCUCAGAACGAGGAGCGUGACGGCGUGCGGUUCAGCUGGAACGUGUGGCCGUCCAGCCGGCUGGAGGCGACCCGGAUGGUGGUGCCGGUGGCGUCUCUGUUCACCCCGCUGAGGGAACGACCCGACCUGCCGCCGAUCCAGUACGAACCGGUUCUCUGCAGCCGGGCUACCUGCCGCGCCGUGCUCAACCCGCUGUGCCAGGUGGACUACAGAGCCAAACUGUGGGCCUGUAACUUCUGCUACCAGAGGAACCAGUUUCCUCCGUCGUACGCUGGAAUCUCUGAGGUGAACCAACCUGCUGAGCUGCUGCCGCAGUUCUCCACCAUCGAGUACGUGGUCCAGCGGGGUCCUCAGAUGCCGCUGGUCUUCCUGUACGUUGUGGACACCUGUAUGGAGGACGAGGACCUGCAGGCUCUGAAGGAGUCUCUGCAGAUGUCCCUGUCUCUGCUGCCUCCCACCGCGCUGGUCGGACUCAUCACCUUCGGCCGGAUGGUUCAGGUUCAUGAGCUCGGCUGUGAGGGGAUCUCCAAGAGCUACGUCUUCAGGGGGACCAAGGACCUGAACGCCAAGCAGCUACAGGAGAUGCUCGGUCUGACCAAACCUUCAGCCACUCAGGGACGAGGUCCUCAAACUGCCCCACAGCCUCUGUCCAACAGGUUCCUGCAGCCGGUGCAGAAGAUCGACAUGAACCUGACCGACCUGUUGGGGGAGCUGCAGCGAGACCCCUGGCCCGUCACUCAGGGAAAGAGGCCGCUGCGCUCGCUGGGCGUCGCCAUGUCCAUCGCUGUCGGCCUGCUGGAGUGCACCUUCCCGAACACGGGGGCUCGGAUCAUGACGUUCGUCGGCGGCCCGGCGACGCAGGGCCCGGGCAUGGUGGUGGGAGACGAACUGAAGACCCCCAUCAGGUCCUGGCACGACCUCGAGAAGGACAACGCCAAGUUCAUGAAGAAAGCCACCAAGCACUAUGAGUCUUUAGCUAACCGAGCGUCCACUAACGGUCACAUCAUCGACAUCUACGCCUGUGCUCUCGAUCAGACCGGCCUGCUGGAGAUGAAGUGCUGCGCCAACUACACCGGAGGCUACAUGGUGAUGGCGGACUCCUUCAACACGUCUCUGUUUAAACAAACCUUCCAGAGAGUUUUCACCAAAGACGUCCAGGGAUCCUUCAAGAUGGCGUUCGCCGCCACGCUGGAGGUCAAGACGUCCAGAGAGAUCAAAGUAUCGGGAGCGAUCGGACCCUGUGUGUCUCUGAACGCCAAAGGACCCUGUGUCUCUGAGAACGAGAUCGGGACCGGAGGAACGUGUCAGUGGAAGAUCUGUGGUUUGGAUCCGACCACCACACUGGCUCUUUACUUUGAGGUGGUCAACCAGCACAACGCUCCGAUCCCUCAGGGCGGCCGUGGAGCGAUCCAGUUCGUCACUCAGUACCAGCACUCAUCCGGACAGAGACGCAUCCGAGUCACCACCACCGCCAGGAACUGGGCGGAUGCUCAGACUCAGAUUCAGAGCAUUGCGGCGUCCUUUGAUCAGGAGGCGGCGGCCAUCUUGAUGGCGAGGUUGGCGGUGUACCGGGCGGAGACGGAGGAGGGUCCUGAUGUCCUGCGAUGGUUGGACAGGCAGCUCAUCAGACUGUGUCAGAAGUUUGGAGAUUAUCACAAAGACGAUCCAAACUCCUUCAGGUUCUCCGAGACCUUCUCCCUCUACCCUCAGUUCAUGUUCCACCUGCGGCGUUCUCCGUUCCUCCAGGUGUUCAACAACAGUCCAGAUGAGAGUUCAUAUUACAGACAUCAGUUCAACAGACAGGAUCUGACUCAGGCUCUCAUCAUGAUCCAACCUGUGCUCUACGCUUAUUCAUUCAACGGACCACCUGAGCCGGUCCUGUUGGACAGCAGCAGCAUCCUGCCAGACCGAAUCCUGCUGAUGGACACUUUCUUCCAGAUCCUCAUCUACCACGGAGAGACUGUAGCUCAGUGGAGGAAGGCUGGUUAUCAGGAAAUGGCCGAGUAUGAAAACUUCAGACACCUUCUUCAGGCUCCGGUGGACGACGCUCAGGAGCUGCUGCACACUCGCUUCCCCAUGCCCAGAUACAUCGACACCGAGCACGGAGGCAGCCAGGCUCGCUUCCUGCUCUCCAAAGUGAACCCCUCCCAGACCCACAACAACAUGUACGCCUGGGGACAGGAGUCUGGAGCUCCCAUCCUGACAGAUGACGUCAGCCUGCAGGUGUUCAUGGAUCACCUGAAGAAACUCGCCGUCUCCAGCGCCGCCUGACCUCUGUCAUGUUGACUGAUGUGAGAUCAGAUCAUCUUUGCUGAACGACUGCAGUCAGAAAAUCGACAAGCAAAGAAACAACAGAGUCUGAAGGAAACUUGGACUCAUUUUGAAUCAUCACAGCAGUUUGAAAACUUAUUGAUCAUAUUGUUGGUUGUUGAGUUUCUCUUUGAAGCCAUUUAACACUAAAAGUCCUGCAGAGAGGAGACGAGUUUAUGUUUUCAUUGAGUCUUUAUUCUCAUGUUUCUAAUAAAACUCUGCUGUGGAGAA